Messenger RNA from Fundulus heteroclitus (mummichog), 2799 nucleotides. RefSeq names its product chromosome 21 C8orf34 homolog (gene c21h8orf34). The transcript is spliced from 15 exons. Bases 385 to 2337 code for a protein of 650 amino acids. The record is from RefSeq and is a predicted model, not a curated record. Lineage: Eukaryota; Metazoa; Chordata; Actinopteri; Cyprinodontiformes; Fundulidae.
GCAACUCCAGCAGCCAGUGAGCGGAAGAUUUGUAAUCUGUCACAGAGCUGCGGAGCCGCUGGUCUCCUCAGAGGAGCCACCGACAGAGAAAAAGAGAGAGAGAGUGAGAAAGAGAGAGUCAGGGAGGCGACAUGCAGGAAGGUCCCGGGCUGACUCUCCUCUCCACUCCACCAUGCACGCCCGGUGUCAGCGCCGCCUUUUAAACGCCAACACCGUCUGAACUUACCUUAGCCCACCGGCAGGACAAUUUAGUUUGUGUUUGUUUUUUUUUAAACUCAAUUUUAGACGCCAACACGGCUCCUGAAGGACGAAUGACUCCACCGGCUCCCCUUCUGGUUUCAUUCUGCUAAAAGCUCUUGUGCGGGAGGCGACCCCAGUUUCUCCAUGGCGUCCCCGCAACAGUCAAGGAUUCAGUCUUAUCUGGAGAGGAAUAAGAUCGGACCUCUGUUCGAGGAGUUGAUGACCAAACUGAUUACCGAGACUCCAGACCAUCCAAUCCCGUUUCUUAUUGCCCACCUGCAGACCAAGCAAGACAGCCCAGGCAAGCUGCACAGAGCUUUCUCUGGAUCAGCUGCUCUGUGGGCGCAGAGCUCCCCAGAAAACAAAAUCACUCGGAGAGAAUACAGCAACUUCGAGAAGCCAUGGCAGAUUACUCCGAAGAAGCCUAAAAAAUCAAAGAGCGACCUGGCGGUAUCAAGCAUCUCCCCGCCUUCACCAGAAUCCAAGUCCUUGCCACGAUCAGUCGAGUACCCGUCCUGGGACUGGAGGGAGAGCCGUGACUUUGAUGAGCUCAGCCACAUCCUGCAGGAGAGCAAAAAGCUCGGCAAAGCCCUGGAGAGCCUGUCACGAAGCAUUGCCAUCUCGGAUGAGCUUGACCAGCACUUUCUGGGCUACAACUCAGUUCUGCGCCCCCGGGUGGUGGGCGAGUGGGUCGGUCGUGCAGAUGACGACGCGGACCCGCUGGCUGCCGAGAUGCUGCAACCUCCUGUCCCUCGGGCUAAAACCGAAGUGUGCUGGAGCGGCGAGAACAGCCCCGCUCGGAGCUUGAAGAUGGAGACAAAAAGCAAAGGGCUAAAGGAGCAGCAGCAGCAUCAUAAGAAGCUCCUGGCAGCCAUGUUGUUCCAGGACUCCUUUGACUCGGUCAACAGUCCUGCUUCCUCCGUCGUAGAAGAAGAGCUCGAGAUCGAGGACGAGGACGAUGCCAUGGAGCUUCUGGAGGACCUGGAUGACCUGCGGAUGGAGGGCGUAACGGGGCUGGUUCCAUCCGGCAGUAAGUUCAGCCAGGGACGCAGCUCUUAUCAGCUCGAACCGCAGGCCAAAGUUACGCUCAACAUCUGCUCCAGGUGUGCCAGGCUGCAGGGAGACACGCUAUCGGACAGCCGAUCUGAAGAGGACCACAGGCCUCACGUAUCUGAGCAGGCUGUGCCUGACAUCUCCGCAGCGCCGUUGCCCGGGGUGGACGCGGUGGCGGGUCGACUUCAGGAAUGCGAGGCCUUAUCUCAAGUGUCAGCCUCUCGUCAGGCUGUCUGGGAGGCUGAUCUGAAGUUUGCGAGAGGUGGGAGUUCUGUCGGGCAGACGGGGCUGCUGCUUGGCGACUCCCUCUUUUCCAAAGAGCUGGAGAACAUGGGCAAGCAGCUCGCUGAGGUUGAGAAAGACCUGGCUAAACUGGCAGAAGUAGGAAAGAUGACUAGUCGGAGCACCAACAAUCCACACGGGAGUCUACUCCACACCCCGCUAAGCCACCGAACCCUCCCGGACACUCUUCCGCUCACCAGCCUCAUCUCCAGGCCUCAGUCUGCAACCAGCGGCUUCUCAGGCAAGCCCUGUGGCAUCGGCCUCCCCUUGCUGAGCCCCAAACCCACCUCGCUGUCCAUGUCCAUGGGCCGCACCCCCAGCAACCCCGGUAGCAGAACUCAAACCCCCAGCAACCCUGGUAGCAGGACUCAAACCCCCAGCAACCCUGGGAGCAGGACUCAAACCCCCAGAACACCCAGCAGGCCCCUGACCCCAAACAGCUUGCUGACGCGCUCCUCCUUUAACCCCGGUGGUCAUAAAGAAGUAACAUUCCGUAGGUCAAGGAGCCGACCCGUGACGCCCACAAGUCAGCCGCCGCUUCCUCGACCGCUGCUCACCCCUCCAGGACUAAGUACCACAGACAGCCUUGGUGCCAGCCUUCGGGCAUAUCUGUCUGAGGAUGAGUUUUACCAGCAGCUCCAGGCCAUCAGACAGCCCUGGCAUAUUCCCAGCGACACAGACAGUGACAUCAUGGAGCCUCCUGAACAGGAUAAGAGUAGUUCAAGGGAUGCCAACAAAAGAUCCGUGUUUUCAGGCCUAUAGCGAUGAAGACCAGAGGGCCUGAUCCAAACAAACAAUUAUGCAAAACACUGGAUAUUUUGAAUAACUGUUCAAAGAUAAUUAUUUUUAUAAAGCGUGUGAAUGAAAAUAGCAAAAAAAGAUUGUAUACUUUUUCACCCCCCGUUUCAUAAACAUUGUACUGUAACUGAAUGAUAAACUGAGAAAAUAUUACUUGAAACUAAGGGAUAUGCUGUUUAUUUUUGUUUGCAUCGAAGCAUGAUACUGAACUUGUGUAUGGAGACCAGAGAGAAGACGCAUACUGUUCCUGAUGGACUCCUUUUCUCGGCCUAGUACAGAUUUACAUCGUCAGGACAGCACACUCAUAUAAUGAACGUGUUUAAUCGACAUGGACUGUUAAAAGAUUUUGUCCUUUUCAGAUAGAAAAUAAGUUGUAGAAGGAAAUACGUGGAAUGCUGUGAAAUAAAUUAAAAAUGUUUUAGUGCA